Dichotomopilus funicola is the source of this 4482-nucleotide messenger RNA. Its product is annotated as glycosyl hydrolase family 81-domain-containing protein. Gene Ontology annotation, cellular component: cell surface. The record is from RefSeq and is a predicted model, not a curated record. Gene Ontology annotation, molecular function: glucan endo-1,3-beta-D-glucosidase activity; endo-1,3(4)-beta-glucanase activity. NCBI's taxonomy places the organism in Eukaryota, Fungi, Ascomycota, Sordariomycetes, Sordariales, Chaetomiaceae. Bases 1 to 4482 code for a protein of 1493 amino acids. The transcript is spliced from 7 exons.
AUGUCAGACCACGAAGACAACGACGAUCUCAUGGACGGAGGGCCGCCCACAAUCGACCCGUACGAGGUCCUAGGGCUCGAACGCAGCGCCAGCGCAGGCGAGGUCAAAUCGGCGUAUCGCAAAACAGCUCUCAAAACUCACCCAGACAAGGCCGCCGCCGAUAAGAAAGACGAGGCCAAAGAGAAGUUCCAACAAGUCGCCUUUGCGUACGCCGUACUUUCUGACCCAGCGCGGCGCAAACGCUACGACGAAACUGGCUCGACCUCGGAAGCGGUUGUCGAUGCCGAUGGUUUCAGCUGGAGCGAUUUCUACAGAGAGCAGUUCCGGGAUGCCAUUUCGGAGGAGGCGAUCCAGAAGUUUGCGGCGGAGUACAAGGGGUCAGAGGAGGAAAAGGACGAUGUGUUGGCCGCGUACGAGGAGUUUGAGGGUGACAUGGAUGGCGUGUACGAGAGUGUCAUGCUGAGUAACGUGCUGGAAGAUGACGAGCGCUUCCGCGCGUUGAUUGAUGCCGCAAUCGAGGCUGAGGAGGUCGAGCGUUUCAAUGCGUACGUCAAGGAGACUAAGAAGACGCGGCAGUCCCGGGUAAAGGCGGCUCGCAAGGAAGCACAAGAAGCAGAUGAGCUGGCCAAGGAGCUGGGUGUCUACGAGAAGCUGCGCGGGGACGGGAAGAAGAAGCAGAGUAAGAAGGACGCGGAAGCUGGCCUGGCCGCGUUGAUCCAACGGAACCAGGCAUCCAGGGCCAGCGCGCUGGAUAUGCUAGCCGAGAAGUACGGUGCUGUGCCCAAGGCAAAGGGCAAGGCGGCUGGGAAGGGAAAAAAGAGGGUGCUAGAGGAGCCGGAUAUUUCGGAGGAGCAGUUUCAGGCGAUACAGGCGGGUAUGAAGAAGAAGCGAAACGCACCCGCUGCAACGCAAGGUACCAUGACCGACGCGACCAUUUGCGACAUCUACCCACAAUACUGCUUCCACCUGUCGCCCACCAUCAACCGCUGGUGUCAUUUCCAGGCCUGUGAUGUCUUGACACUAAGGGGCCAUACGGGCUUCGAAGGCCAGGAUGUCUACUUUUAUCUCAAUCACCCGAUCAAAUGGGUGCGCGUUUCCGGUGUCGUGGUGUCGGUUGAUGAGCGCGAAUGGGCUCGCUUUUACAUGAUUGAUGACGGCAGCGGGGCAACCAUCGAAUGUGUCGUCAAGGUCGACCCCCAAGCAACGCCUGGAAUUACGGUGGAUGCCACGACGGCGACAACAAAGCAAACGCCAGCUGCAGGACAGAACCGUUCCGUAGUCAUCGACCGGCCGAUCGACGUCGGCCACGUGCUGGAUAUUAAAGGGUCUGUCCGCACGUUUCGCAAUAAUAAGCAAGUUUACGCCGAAAAGAUCGUUCACCUUCACUCCACCGAUCAAGAGAUAGUGUUCUGGGAGAAAACGGCGCAGCUCAAGUUGGAGGUGUUGUCCAGUCCCUGGGUCUUGGAUGAGCGAGUAGUGAGACGGUGCAGGAAGGAGGAAGAAGGGCGAUUCCGCAGUCAACACGGCCGGCAAGCUGGGGAGCAAAAGAAGACAGGAUUGGAGAAGUCUUCGGUGAAGACAGCGUCUCGUGAGGAAGGACGGGCGAGGAAGCGCAGCCGGGACACGACCCCUGGCUCAGCCCUGCCCAUCAGGAAGAAAACGGGGCUAGAGAGGGCUGCGCUGCGGGUAGAAGAGAUUGAGGAAAACAUUCAAGUGGGGAAAACGGUCCCUGGAAACGGGGUGGAAAAGAGAACGGGCCUUGAGCGGUCAACCGGUCUGGAAAGGAAUAUGGGCCUGAACAGCAAAGCAGCCCCAGAAACGGCCGCGUUGUUAACCGCGUUGCAGGUUGUCACGUCUCUUCCGGUAUCAGAAGAGGACCGCAAUAAUAUCAACCGUUACCCUUCUUCGACAACCCUAUCCGCGCAUCUCCCGGCAAAAACAGUUCAAGCCGUUGCCAAAACUCCGGCCAAAGUUAUCACGAGCGUUGGCCCAGACGGCACCGUUCAGAUCCUUCCCAGCAGAACCACUCCGGCUCCCGGCUUCAUCCCUUCUGAGCUUGAGACCCUUGGGCACGUCACCGCUUGUCCGCUCUUAACAGACCUGAUCCCCGAGCCGACUGUGAUCAUAUCCAUCUCAUUGCCCAUCUCGGUGGGCAUCAGCUUCAGCAUGGGGUCCUCAUCAAGCGUGCCGACGGCGAGUUCAGACAUCUUUGCCGAUCCCAUUUCCACGGAUGCGCCACUUGCAAAUUUCGCCAGGAAGGACGACCACCCUGUGCCCCGACAAGGCAUUACCAACAAGAACGGUCCCAUCGGGACCAACAAAUUCUACAACAACUUCCACCUCGGGAACCAGACUACUCCAGCUUACCUGCACCCGUACUCAGUCGCCUGGGCUCGGGGCCAGGGAGCCGCAAAGAGCUGGGGCCUCGCCGUCUCCCACAUCGAUGCCCAGCAGCGGGUCUACGGCCAAGCCAGCCCUGGCACGGGGGCCGUGUCGUACUUUAUCAACCCCAUUGGGAUCCAAUCCGUGAUCCUCUCGGCGAAAGAGCUUGGAAGCGGCACUGUCCUGAACACCGACGCCCUGACGGACUUUUCCGCGCAAGUUAACCUGCUCCCCAACACCGGUGGCACUCCUGCAGUGAGGUUCCCUCUAGUCCAGGGCUCCGGCUUCAUCACGGCCUUGUACGAUGGCGCGGUUCCGGUGCUCCAGACGGGCGUCUACUACAGGACCGUCACUCGCGCGACGACGGACCCCAAGCAGGGCAUCACCAAGUACAAGCUCGUUUUAGAGGACGGGGCGACCUGGCUCGUAUAUGCCUACCACAGCAAAGGGAAUCCCCUAGAUCUCGAGGUGGUCGACAACACGUUGGCCCAGGCCAAGGGCCCGUUCUCCGGUACCAUCCAGGUGACUAAGGAUCCCGGUGGUGGUGAGGCGGUAUUUGACAAGGCUUGCGGCGCAUACCCAACCGGGGUCCAGCUGUCUGGUUCAGUAUCCGGUGCAUCGGGGUCAUACACUCUCGCCUUCCAGAAAGCCGGUCUCAGCGACACUGCACUAGCGAUGUUUGCGUUGCCGCACCACCAGGACUCGUUUGACGGCGCCACCAAGGGGAAGGUGACCAGCGUAAAGCUGCAGACCACGACCAAAGGUAUAGCAGCCGCGGUCAUGGCGGACAGCUGGACCCUGGUUGAGUCAAAUCUGCCGACGAACAUUGGGUUCCUGCCGUGGACACCGCAGACUGGCAGUCUCAGCACCCUUUCGGACGCUACCAAACAGUUCAUCCAUACGGUUGCGCAGCAGGAGGUAUCGCAGAAUAUUCUGGAUCAAACGGAUCAGAAUUCGAUGUACUUCAGUGGGAAGGCAUUGGCCAAAUUUGCUAGUCUCAUCGUGGCUACCAAGGAGAUGCUGGAUGAUCAGGGGCUGGCCCAGGCCGGGCUGGAUCAGCUAAAGAAGGCAUUCUCGCGGUUUGCGCAGAACACACAACAAUAUCCGUUGGUGUACGAAAGCGCAUGGGGCGGCAUAGUGUCGUCUGCGACGUACUCGACAGGUGACACAGGGGCUGACUUCGGCAAUACGCUGUACAACGACCACCACUUCCACUGGGGCUACUUCAUCUACACGGCCGCCGCCAUCGGGCACCUGGACCCGUCAUGGAUCGACGCCAAUAAGGCGUAUGUUAAUCUGCUCGUGCGUGAUAUUGCCAAUCCUAGCACGCAGGACUCCUAUUUCCCUCUGUGGCGAUCUUUCGACUGGUUCCACGGCCACAGCUGGGCUCAUGGGCUGUUCGACACGCUUGAUGGCAAGGACCAGGAGUCGAGCUCGGAGGAUACGAUGCAUGCAUAUGCGCUGAAGAUGUGGGGAUCCGUCGUGGGUGAUGCGAACCUGGAGGCUCGAGGCAACCUGAUGCUCGCUGUCCAAGGCCGUUCCCUGCGCUCCUACUACCUCUACACCAGCGCCAACACGGUCCAGCCGCACGAAUUUAUCGGGAACAAGGCGGCCGGCAUCCUGUUCGAAAACAAGAUCGACCACACCACCUACUUUGGCACCAACAUCGAGUUCAUUCAGGGCAUCCACAUGCUUCCCCUGCUGCCGCACACACCUUUCAUCCGCACACCGGACUUUGUGCGCGAGGAGUGGGAUACCUACUUUAGUCAAGGGCGAGUGGAUGCCAUCCAGGGUGGGUGGAAGGGCGUGUUGUGGGGGAAUUAUGCGACGAUUGAUCCCAAAGGGGCGUAUACCUUCUUUUCUGGCGGUGGCGCUGCUGCUGGUGCAAGGGGUGAACAUCCCAACAAACAGCAGGCUGUGGGAAGGGCUGGGUUUGACCCGGGUUGGUUGGAUGGCGGGGCAAGUUUGACGUGGUAUUUGUGUUAUUCUGCUGGUGAGUAUUCCCUUCAUUUCCCCCUUUGUGAUUUGACAACUAACGAGUUGUAUUGUAGCGUUGGGCGGGCUCUGAGCGGGUUCGUUGCUCGAUAUCCUGUAAGUUGA